Messenger RNA from Cuscuta europaea, 2324 nucleotides. NCBI's taxonomy places the organism in Eukaryota, Viridiplantae, Streptophyta, Magnoliopsida, Solanales, Convolvulaceae. The record is from the annotation of a GenBank genome assembly.
AAUACCCAUCGCUAUCUACAUUUGGAAACAAUGAUCUUAUAAAAGCGGCGAAAUAAAACAAAAAAGAAAGAAACUACUGUACUAAUAUUCUUCUUCUCCGUUUGGGUUUGGCGGCAACAAUGGCGAUUUCUUCCCAGUUGCCAAGAUUCCUUAGCGCGAGAACAAAAAAAACUAAUCUUUAUCUCAUUUCCUCGACCGCCGUUCUCUGCUCUGUGUUCUAUCUCGUCAGAAUCUUCCAAAACGGCGGGUACCGCCGGUUAUCCACCGGUGCGUUCCUCCCGUCAGUCAACUGUAAUCUUCCGACCAAGAAUUUAAUCGGUAAGAAUAUAUCUUCCGACGGCGAAUUCCUUGACUUCCACACCCACCACGCGGCUGAAGAACUCGUGCCGCUCCUGCCGGCGGUGGAGGCUAAGAAAUUCCCGCCGUGUAAGGCGGAGCUCUCCGAGUACACGCCGUGCGAGGACACGGAGCGGUCGUUACAAUUUGACAGGGACAUGCUAAUAUACAGAGAGAGGCACUGCCCGGAGAAGAACGAGUUGCUGAAGUGCAGGAUCCCGGCGCCGUUCGGUUACAAGAUUCCGGUUCGGUGGCCGGAGAGCCGUGACUCGGUGUGGUACGCCAACGUCCCACAUAAGCACUUGACGGUCGAGAAGGCCGGCCAGAACUGGGUGCGGUUCAAGGAGGACCGGUUCAUCUUCCCCGGUGGUGGGACCAUGUUUCCACGUGGAGCUGACUCGUACAUUGAUGACAUCGGCCACCUCAUCAACCUCAAAGAUGGGUCCAUCCGGACGGCCAUAGACACCGGCUGUGGGGUUGCUAGUUGGGGAGCCUACUUACUGUCCAGAGACAUCCUGCCUUUAUCAUUUGCACCUAAAGAUACACAUGAAGCUCAAGUGCAGUUUGCCUUAGAGAGGGGCAUUCCUGCAACAAUUGGUCUCUUAGCUUCCAAACGCCUGCCCUAUCCUUCCCGAGCUUUCGACAUGGCUCAUUGUUCGCGAUGUCUCAUUCCUUGGGGCCAAUAUGAUGGGCUUUACUUGAUCGAGGUAGAUCGAGUUUUACGGCCCGGUGGGUAUUGGAUUCUCUCCGGGCCGCCUAUUAACUGGCAAACACACUGGAGAGGGUGGAACAGGACGAGGGCUGAUUUGAAGGAAGAGCAAGAUCAAAUUGAGAGUAUUGCAAAAAGUUUGUGCUGGAAAAAAGUGGUUCAGAAAGGAGAUCUUUCCAUUUGGCAGAAGCCUACUAAUCAUGUGCACUGCAAAGUCACUAGGAAGGUUUUUAAGAAACCACUAUUCUGCCAGGGACAAGAUCCUGACACUGCAUGGUACACCAAGAUGGAAGCUUGUUUGAGUCCCCUACCUGAAGUGUCCAAUGUUAAAGAAAUCGCGGGUGGGGACUUAGCUAAAUGGCCUGAAAGAUUGACUGCAACACCUCCAAGGAUCAGUAGCAGAAGUGUUGAAGGAAUAACUGGAGAAGCCUUCAACAAAGACACACUGCUAUGGAAGAAGAGAGUUGAACAUUACAAGGGUGUGGAUUUUCAGUUGGCAGAGCAGGGAAGGUAUCGAAACGUCCUCGAUAUGAAUGCUCAGUUGGGAGGAUUUGCUGCUGCACUCAUCAAUGAUCCGGUGUGGGUGAUGAACGUUGUCCCCGUUGAGGCGAAUGUUAAUACUCUUGGCGUUAUAUUCGAACGGGGUCUGAUCGGGACUUACCACAAUUGGUGUGAAGCCAUGUCAACUUAUCCGAGAACCUAUGACUUCAUUCAUGCAGAUGGCAUUUUCUCUCUUUACAAAAACAGAUGCGAGAUUGAAAAUAUUUUGCUGGAGAUGGAUAGGAUAUUGCGGCCACAAGGAAGUGUGAUCAUCCGAGAUGACGUGGAUGUAAUGGCGAGCGUUAAGAGCAUAGCUGACGGGCUUCGAUGGGAAAACCAAAUGGCCGAUCAUGAAGACAGCCCUCAUGUGAGGGAGAAGAUUCUGAUUGCAACCAAACAAUAUUGGACAGCCCCUUCUUCAGACAAUUAUGAACCAGAGUCAAAUGCAAGUUCAUAGUCUCUCGAUAUCAUUUCACUAUAUUUUUUCUGUUCAUAAUUUUUGAUAUUUUUUACUUUUAAUUGACCAAUGGGUUUCAGCUUCAUAAUCAAUUGUGUUUUUUUGUCAAUUUUACAAGCUGUAAGUUAUUCAUUUCCUUUUGCAAGAGCAUAUUCAUUAGAAUAAAAACGCGAAAACUUUAUCCUAAAUGUGACUGUAUGGUUACUUAAGUAAGAUUGUAAGACUUCCAUAUUUUUAUUCCUAAAACAUCUAUUUAGGAUGAUUUCACUUAGAUUUGUUUCA